AUGCCUUCUCUAGCCUCCGUCGUCGUCACUCUCCUCCAAGGCCUAUGCGUUGCGGUCCAGGCCCAAACAACAAUCACUUCCACUGGAAACCCCAUCAUCGCUGAUGGAACCUACUACACAGCAGACCCAGCCCCCUUGGUCGUGAACAACACAGUCUAUAUCCUCACUGGCCGAGACACCGCCCCGGCAAGCCAAAAUGCCUUCAUCAUGAACGAGUGGGAGAUGCUCAGCAGCACUGAUCCGCGCCCCUCCGGAGCCCAGUGGCAGCUACGCACCAAUAUUGCCCGGCCGGAAUCUGCCUCAACUUCGAAUUCUGAUCGGUUCGCUAUCGGGGUUGCUGUCUCGGCCAACCCCUGGGGUCCAUUCACAGAUGCUCACCCCAGUGGGCCUAUCGUCUCGCAGUCCGUCCCAUCGCCAGGGAACACCAUUCAGAAUAUCGAUCCAACAGUCCUCCUUGACGAUACCGGGAGGGUCUAUCUCUACUGGGGCACAUUCGGUCAGCUCCGUGGCAUCGAACUCGCGACAGAUAUGGUCACGACCAUCGGACAAGCCACAGCAGUCAACAGCCUGACGGGCUUUUUCGAGGCACCGUGGCUUCUUAAGCGCAAGGGAACGUACUACAUGCUCUACGCCGCCAACAACGCCGGCCCAGAUUCGCCAUGCACCCCGACAUCCUACCAUGCCUGCAUCGCCUACGGAACCGCUUCCUCGCCCCUGGGCCCGUGGACAUUCAGGGGCGUGAUGCUGGACAUCGUCUCCUCGACCACAUCACACCCGGGUGCCUUUGAGUUGAACGGCCAGUGGUACCUAGUCUACCACACCCGAGACGCCACAGGAGGCGGCCACUUCCGCCGCAGCGUGGCACUAGACUCCAUGACCUGGGACGACAACCAGUCACCCCCGCGUAUCAACAAAGUCAUCCAGACCCGUCGCGCUCAGCCCGCCGCGCCAGCAACUCGCAACAUCGCGACCAAAGCCACAGCAACCUCCGUAAACCGCACCCCGAUCCAGUACUGGAUCAAAUCCAUAAACGACGCAUGGAUCCCCGGGAACCCCCUCCCGCCGGACUACUGGUGCUCCUACGACGGCGCCGCAUCCCCGCAGACUAACACGCUCAUUUUGACGUGGCCUUCGGCCGUGACGCUGAACGGGGCGAGAAUGGUGCUGUUCGCUGACCAGCCUGCUGGGUCGAAUAUCGGGGUGCCGCCUCCUGCGAGCUGGCGGAUCGAGUACUUGAAUGGGAGUGGUGCGUGGGUUUCGACGAAGAGUAUUCGUGCGGUUUUGGUGGCUUCUGGUGGGAAUGGACAGUAUGGUGGUGUUGGUGUCAAGGAGUUUGAGGCUCUUGCUCCUACUGCGCAGUAG
This is a messenger RNA of Colletotrichum scovillei, 1362 nucleotides long. Its product is annotated as glycosyl hydrolase family 43 protein. Gene Ontology annotation, molecular function: hydrolase activity, hydrolyzing O-glycosyl compounds. The record is from RefSeq and is a predicted model, not a curated record. The transcript has 3 exons. NCBI's taxonomy places the organism in Eukaryota, Fungi, Ascomycota, Sordariomycetes, Glomerellales, Glomerellaceae. Bases 1 to 1362 code for a protein of 453 amino acids. Gene Ontology annotation, biological process: carbohydrate metabolic process.